UCUGCGUGUGUAGUCAAAACAUUGAAAGUGUAAAAGGAGUAGUUUUAUAAACGAUUAAUGAAACGCGCAAAAUAUGAGCAGAGAGAGAGAAAGAAAACUGUUGCGUAAGCAUUGUUCCCUUAAUUUUCGAAGAGUUCGAAAUUGUGUGCAAUUUACCAUUAAGUACCAAUAAUUUAAAGUAUGACUAAACCCGGUAAUUGUUACCUACGUUUAUCAUUUUUCAUUGUUAAUGUCACACCGUGUGAUGAUGCUCUACUCAUCAUCAUUGGCGGAUUUCAUUCAUCUGACCUUUGGCGCACAGUGUUUAUAUGUGUAUAUAAACCACUAUUUUUUGUUAUAUGCCUCUAUCAUUGGAACUCGAGAGUCUUUAUACUUGCAGCCGCAUUCAAUUCUCACCCAGUGCGUAUAUCCAAUUACAAAUAAAAAUGUGUCUUCUCUGCACAAUUGCUGUGGUGAGCUGAAUAAGCAUUCAUUUUAGAUCCAAUAGUCCGAAACGUUGUCUGAGAUUCUCUGUGAUUCGGAAAAUGGAAAUCUUCAUAAACUUCCUACACGAUGAUUACUCAGAAAUAAGGCUUUAACAGGAAAAAGGGGUCCACACCUAAACAUCUACACAGCACAAUUAUUUUCAUCAAAUUUUAAAUAGAUUUCGUCAAAUAAAUUACUUCAAACAUGUUAGAACCGUACGCCUCGGAAUGGACAUGGUUGGUCGUGGUAGGGUUUAUUAUUGCAUUCGCGUUGGCUUUUGGAAUUGGAGCCAACGAUGUUGCAAAUUCUUUUGGAACCAGCGUCGGUUCCAAAGUGCUUUCAAUCACUCAGGCUUGCAUAUUGGCAACCAUUUUUGAAAUUGCUGGAGCCAUCCUUAUUGGAUAUAAAGUAUCCGAUACCAUGAGGAAGGGAAUAUUAGAUGUUUCUGUAUACGAAGAUUCCGAGGUGGAAUUGAUGCUGGGAUGCCUUAGUUCUUUGAUAUCUAGUGCCAUUUGGUUGCUUGUAGCUACUUUCUUUAAGUUACCAAUAUCUGGUACUCAUAGUAUUGUUGGAGCAUCCAUUGGGUUUAGUUUAGUUGCACGCGGUACUAAUGGUCUUCACUGGAAGACUCUGGGCACUAUAAUUGGUUCCUGGUUUAUUUCCCCCGUAUUAAGUGGAAUAAUGUCAGUGUUUAUUUUCUUGAUAAUAAAAAACAGGAUUCUACAGAGACCCGACCCGGUUGAAUCCGGACUUAUGUGGCUACCAAUUUUCUACAGUUUUUCAAUUGCGGUGAACGUCUUCUCGAUAGUUCACGACGGACCAAAACUUUUAUACAUGGAUAACAUUCCGUUAUGGCUGGCUGGCACUAUUAGCUUAUCAAUUGGAUUCAUUUCGAUGAUCUUCAUUUGGUUGGUGAUAGUUCCGUUUUAUCGUAAGAAAUUAAAAAAGGAAAAUUCAGUCAAUUUUAAUAUUGGAGAAUCAAAUGAUAAUUCUCCGGAUGGGAGCCCAAAAAAAUCCAACAGAAAUUCGCAGUAUAGCGAGCGUCAAUUAACUGUAAUAACAGAAAGUACUGAGAUGAUUUCUUUGGAUAAUGACAAGGCCACGAAAUAUAAGUUUCCGAGUCCUGGUAAAAACAAUGGUUAUAUAAAUGGGAAAUCUAAGGAGAUGCCGGCAGUGAGCAGCACUACUUCGUUGUCGUGCGAAAUCAAUCCGUCACUGUCCCCAAAUUCGAGUGGAUUUCCUUUGAUUAUUGAAAAGAGUACCAUUAAAGUAGAUGGGGAGGAGAAUCGAUGCGUGGUCGAGCUUCCAGAGGCAGAAGAAAUUGAAAACAAGGCUGUCUCGAAACUGUUUAGCUUCCUUCAGGUGUUGACUGCAAUUUUCGGAAGUUUUGCUCACGGUGGGAACGACGUCAGCAAUGCCAUUGGACCGUUGAUCGCUCUUUGGCUCAUCUUCACGGAGGGUUCCGUGCAGCAAAAGGCAGACACCCCUAUUUACAUACUUUUAUAUGGAGGUGUUGGAAUAUCAGUCGGUCUAUGGUUGUGGGGCAGGAGGGUCAUUCAAACGAUCGGUGAAGAUCUUACCACUAUUACACCUUCUACUGGUUUUACAAUAGAAAUCGGUGCAGCUUUUACAGUAUUAUUGGCAAGUAAAAUUGGGCUACCAAUAUCGACAACACAUUGCAAGGUGGGCUCUGUAGUUUUCGUCGGUUACUUCAGUUCGUCCAAAAAGGGCGUCGAUUGGAAUCUCUUUAGGAAUAUUAUUUACGCAUGGGUAAUAACCGUGCCCGUCGCUGCCUUAAUAUCGGCUGGUUGUAUGUUUUCGUUACAAAAAUUGAUCUUAAAAUAAAUUCAACAUACCCUAAAUAAUAAAAUUAGUUGAAAGUCUAAUAUAUAUAUAUACUACUUGCCACAAGAAAAAUACAAAAAAAAUGUUAGUAAGUCAAUGUUUUAUAUAGUAUGUAAGGAAAUAUUGUACUAAAAAAAAAAUGAAACCGAUCAAAUGAAAACAUUAAUUUUUCUCUUUGUACUUAUUAUUUUAUUAU
Molecule: messenger RNA, 2506 nt
Organism: Nicrophorus vespilloides
Lineage: Eukaryota; Metazoa; Arthropoda; Insecta; Coleoptera; Silphidae
Gene: NaPi-III
Product: sodium-dependent phosphate transporter 2
Exons: 6
Coding region: 670-2310 (546 amino acids)
Biological process (GO): phosphate ion transmembrane transport
Cellular component (GO): membrane
Molecular function (GO): phosphate transmembrane transporter activity
Source: RefSeq, a predicted model, not a curated record